GUAUUGAUAGGCUGUGUUCUCACAACAAAACCAAAAAAUCAUUUCCUCUAUUACCCCCUAUUAUUAUUUGUUCUCUCUCAGCUCCUUCUUUUUCAAUUCUGCAACAUUCUGAUACAACUUCUAGUCUAUCUCCCUCUUCUCUUCACUUUGCCCAUCCCUCUGCCCAUUAUAGCUUUUUGAAGACCACUACUGACCAUAGUCCUAUAAAAGGAAAGAAUUAUUCUAUACAGACAAAUGGACAUUGAGUUUCUAAAGUCCAUUUCUGAAGACCAAACCGAGAUGAUGAUGUUGAUGCAGCUUGAAAAACUCCCCGAUUUCAGCGGUAUCUAUGGCGGCGAUGAUCAUCAGAACCCAACAACCGAGUUUUUGGAACAAGGAAGUAGCAGCAGCUCAGCCAACUUGAAUAAACACAUGUCACAUUUUAUUGAAGAGUCGCCUUUGGGUUCACAUACAUUUAUGAACCAAUCAUCAAAUAAUACUAUUUCAUUCACUAGUCCAACACAAAGUCAAAGUGGUGGUCAUGAGAUGCACAAAACUAGUACUACUUCAAUGGCUGCAAUGAGAGAAAUGAUAUUUCGUAUUGCGGCUAUGCAACCGAUUCACAUUGAUCCUGAAUCGGUUAAGCCACCUAAAAGAAGAAACGUCAAGAUAUCAAAAGAUCCACAAAGUGUAGCUGCAAGGCAUAGAAGAGAAAGGAUUAGUGAGAGGAUUAGGAUACUUCAAAGACUUGUACCCGGUGGUACUAAGAUGGAUACGGCUUCUAUGCUUGAUGAAGCCAUUCAUUAUGUCAAGUUUUUGAAGAAUCAAGUGCAGACACUUGAAAAAGUAGGUGAAAACCGAUCCCAGCAGCAUCAUUCAGCGGCUGGGAUCGGUUUUCCAGUUCCCAUGUCGAGUGGGAGUUAUACUCCCAUGGGAACGUCUGGAAAGGCUGGUCAUUAUCAACAAUCCGCGGGGCAAAAUGUCCAGCAUUAUUUAGGUGCUUAAUUAGUUAAAACGAGAGAAAAUAUUACUCUAUUUAUGAGGUAUUAAAUUAUAUAUUUGUGCUUAUUUGAGAGGCUUGAUUUGAUAUUAGAGGGUUGUUUUUAUUGACCUUUACGGAAAAAUAUCAUAGCAACGUGAAAUCUUAGGAUAUGGAAUCCAUGCAAGUUGUACUAUCCUUUUUUAAAAUAAUCAUUAUGUUCUCUGGAAAAGGACAUAUGAUUUUUAAAUGUUGUUGUUUUUUGGGAUAUUAGAUGGUUUGAAUGGAUAACGCAAUCGAUAUUUUUUAGAA
Erigeron canadensis is the source of this 1270-nucleotide messenger RNA. RefSeq names its product transcription factor HEC2-like. NCBI's taxonomy places the organism in Eukaryota, Viridiplantae, Streptophyta, Magnoliopsida, Asterales, Asteraceae. The record is from RefSeq and is a predicted model, not a curated record. Gene Ontology annotation, biological process: regulation of DNA-templated transcription. The transcript has a single exon. The coding region runs from base 235 to 984 and encodes 249 amino acids. Gene Ontology annotation, molecular function: DNA-binding transcription factor activity; protein dimerization activity.